Molecule: messenger RNA, 663 nt
Organism: Dioscorea cayenensis subsp. rotundata (Guinea yam)
Lineage: Eukaryota; Viridiplantae; Streptophyta; Magnoliopsida; Dioscoreales; Dioscoreaceae
Product: zinc finger CCCH domain-containing protein 10-like
Exons: 1
Coding region: 1-663 (220 amino acids)
Molecular function (GO): metal ion binding
Source: RefSeq, a predicted model, not a curated record
AUGCCGAUGUACUUCCGUUUGAAAAUGAAUUCAGGCAAUACUAUGGUCACCGUCGGCCACGAACUUGAUGAGUUCUUAAUGUAUGAUUAUAAAAUUCAACAGUGCUCCAGGACAAAGAACCAUGACUGGAUGUCUUGCCCUUUUGCUCACAAGGAUGAAAAGGUUAAGCGUAGGGAUCCUCGGAAGGUCCCCUACGCCGGUAUCGCUUGCCCGGACUUCAAACUGCACAACGAAUGCCCCCGGGGCCAGAAUUGUAAGUAUGCUCAUGGUGUCUUUGAAUUAUGGCUUCAUCCUUCCAGGUACCGCACUCGACUGUGCGGAGCUGGUGUGCUUUGCCUUCGCCGGAUUUGCUUCUUUGCUCACUCAGAGACCCAGCUCCGUCCUGUGGUGUACAACGAUGAGUGCUUUCUCCAUCACCACCCGAACAAUUCUUUCAGAGGAUUGGAUAAAAAUGUCCCUACUGCCUCUUCUUCAGCGCCGGUGAUGAGACCAAGGAUAAUGGCAGACACACCAAGAGAAACAACAAGAUCAGCUACAACAACGGCAGCGUCAUCAACUGGAUUAAUAAAUGCAUUGCAGAAUAGAGAUGUUGCUAGUGCAAGCAUGGAAGAAGAAGAACUGGAUUUGCCAGACAUUAGCUGGGUUAUAGAUCUAGUGGGUUAG